Molecule: messenger RNA, 2001 nt
Organism: Zychaea mexicana
Lineage: Eukaryota; Fungi; Mucoromycota; Mucoromycetes; Mucorales; Lichtheimiaceae
Product: carotenoid oxygenase
Exons: 5
Coding region: 150-1769 (539 amino acids)
Biological process (GO): carotene catabolic process
Molecular function (GO): carotenoid dioxygenase activity
Source: RefSeq, a predicted model, not a curated record
UUGUUGGUGAGCACUAUACCAUUGGCCCGGGUACCUACGAUGUUCGAUAUAUGCGCAAAAUCGAGAUUGAUGGAUAUCUUCAAAGCGCCACUUCCACCUUUUCAUUUGGACAUUGGUUUGAUGCGUGAGUGCUGAUUUAUUUUUGGUACAUGUGCUGUGAUGAUAAGACGCGCAGUAAUAGCAUCUGUGAAGGGGGUGGUAGGAGGGGAAUUUCGUUUUUUUUUCUUUUUUUUUGGUUUUACUCACAAGAUUCUAGACUCCCGUUGGCCAAUCGAUUCGAUAUGAAUGGCAAACGUAACACAAUCACCUACCGCAACCGACUCACUUCCCGCCGUCUUAUUGAAAAGAUUCGGGAUCAUCAUGGCUACGCUUCUCGUCACCCAGCCGGCUUGUUCAAGACCGACUCCAAUCAGACCAUUUUUACAAAGUUCUUAAAGUCGGCUCCUAAAACGAACAAAGCAGACGGUGAACCUUGUGCUGCCCGAAUUCUGGCCGGCAUUCCUGGCGUGGACGGCCGUUUAUUUGCCCAGAAUCAUGCCAAUCAUAUCCAAGAGCUGGAUCCGUUUGACAUGAAGCCGACUCGGGUGCUUUGCUGGGACGAAGUAAAUCCUGCAUUCAAGGGUUACAGCUCCUGCCCGAACGGACAAUAUGAUCCGCAGACGGGCGAAUAUAUUAACUUUACCAUGGAAAUCGGAUACCAAACAACUAGCUACCACUUCUUCUCGAUCAGUGAUCGGGACCCCAAGGGCAAAAUUAUUGCCUCAGUUACUGCACCCACUGGAUACGUGCACAGCUUUUCGAUAACACCGAAAUACAUCGUUUUGGUGAUCUUCCCAUUAUUAGCCAAUUCCGCCGCUGUGAAAUAUGCCUGGAACGAAAGCGUCUUGGACUCGUUCUCAUUUUAUCCGAAUGAACCCACCUUGUUCCAUGUCAUUUCUAGAGAAAAGGGACAGCACCUGGUUACGUACCGUUCGGAUGCCUGCUUUGCCUUCAACCAUGUUAACGCAUUCGAGGACGGACGAGACAACAUCAAUGUUGAUAUCGUAUGCUAUCGCGAUGACACUAUUGCACACCAGCUGACGACCCACAAUUUGCGGAACCCGGGGGAGAUGAAGCCUUCGCGACUGGCACCGUCAGAAGUCCGACGAUAUGUACUUAGCAGUAUUGAUGAAGAGACCAUCAGCUUUAUGGCAAAUAACUCCAUGCUUCCAUCCACUGCAAGCAUCACAUCACGUAUUUCGUCAAUGUGGGGAUACGUACGCGGCUCAAAUGCUCAGGCAAACGACGUUGAGAGCUCAGCGGGUCCAUCAGCAGCUGCUGCUGGCUGGUAUGCUACACUUCCCGUAACAUCAUACGGCAAGCUUGUCCAGCCGUCCAUCGAGUUACCUCAAGUGCACCCAUUGUACAAAAUGCACAAGUACAAGUACCUUUACGGUCUUGGAUUCUCGGCAGCUAGCUCUAUUGGUGAUGGUAAAAUUUGGGACGCCAUUGUCAAAGCAGAUGUUGAAACCAAGACAGUAGUUGCAUCAUGGCAUGAAGAAAAUUGCUAUCCAAGCGAAGCAGUAUUUAUUCCACGACCUCCACAAGACGUAAAUGACGAGCUUCGAGAAGAUGACGGUGUGUUGGUCAGUGCUGUGAUGGAUUCCGCGCGCGCCACGUCGUUCUUGUUGAUCUUGGACUCUUCGUCCUUGGAAGUACUUGUCAAGGCAGAUUUAGGCAUGCUGGUGCCCAUCAGCUUUGCUCGAGGAUCAUAUAAACUUCGCAGCUAGAGUAGUGCCUGUAUUGCUGUAGCUACGUUACCCACUAGCAGCCAUAGUAUGGGUAUAUGGCGAUUACAUAUAAAUAUAAAAUGUUCAUGUAUGUCUGUAUGUUUUUGUUGCAUGUAGUAUGUACACUAUUGAUAAUUAUUAAUGCUUUGCUUGUUGGUGGAAGAAGAGGAUGUUGAGGGUAUCGUUGUUAUGGGUGAGAAGACGCUCUUGACAAUCUCGUUCCUUUAUCAAG